Molecule: messenger RNA, 1893 nt
Organism: Daktulosphaira vitifoliae (grape phylloxera)
Lineage: Eukaryota; Metazoa; Arthropoda; Insecta; Hemiptera; Phylloxeridae
Product: zinc finger CCCH domain-containing protein 10-like
Exons: 3
Coding region: 697-1680 (327 amino acids)
Molecular function (GO): metal ion binding
Source: RefSeq, a predicted model, not a curated record
UAAUUAAUUAACUAUGUCUUACACAAUCUCUUUAAAAUUAUAAAACAUUAUUUUCUUUUCUUUUUAGAAGUUAAUAGUAACUUAUGAAGUUCUGUAAUUUCAAGAAAACGAUUUGAUCAUAUCCGCUCCUUAAUAUUUAUUAAUUUCAGUUUAGACAGAAACAUAAAUGUUUAUCCAACCUAAAAAAAGAAAAUUACUGGUUGAUAACAACUUAGAACCAGUAUCUUAAAAUUUAUUAGAUUUUUAUACUAGGGAAGGAAUAGUAGUGUGGUUCAUAGAUAUCUUGAUAUAAAAAUAAACGGACACAUGUUUCAUCUCCAAUCAUAGAAAAAUGUUUAUUACUUCCAUAAGUUGUUAUCAACGAGUUGUUUUUUAAUUAGAUCAUUUUCUUAUUUUUUAGUGGUUAAACAAUGUUUUCAUUUAAAAAACUAAAGUUAAUACAAUUUUAAAGAGGAUAGGACUUAAUUAGUGCCUUACCCAAUAAAUAGAAACAUGUGUUUUGAUGUACAGGGUCCUGGGUUUGAUCCCAGAGUGUCAACAUGAUUUUCUCAUUGGUGGUGUCUGGUCUCUAGUGCAAGCUAGCCAUAACACCUGUCUUCUUCAUCAUUAGCCUAACCAAGAACCAUCUUUGACUCACUAACAUGUGAAAGAAGACACCACUCUCUGUUUCAUGUUAUGUUUGGGAAAUAGAAAUGGAUGAAAGGGAAAAAGGAUCUAAACUCAGAUACUCCAGACAAUGUAUGUCGCGAUUUCAUGCGCAAUGUGUGCAAUAGAGGCAAAUCUUGCAAAUUUUUUCAUCCUCCAAUAGAAGAGGAUAAGCGUAAAUAUGUGUUUUGCCAUGACUUUCAGAAUGGUAAAUGUAGCCGCCAUGAUUGCCGGUUUAUUCAUUGUUCUCGAGAGGAUGAGGAAUACUAUAAUCGAACCGGGCGCAUGGCACCGGAUGUAUUAAAUUCUUUAGAAAUGAGUGGCGCGCCUGCACAUGAUGAUAUACCAAUUUGCAAAGAUUAUUUGAAAGGCAAUUGCCAUCGCAGCCAAGCGCAUUGUAAAUUUCGUCAUGUAGAUCAACCACACGACCUACCUAUGAGAGGUCCUAAUGGUCCUUACAAUGCACCACAGCCUGCAAUGCCUCCUAACUUUGGUAAUGAGUUGUUCCGCAGGCGUUAUGAUUUUGAUGAAGAACCCGAUCCUAAGCGCAGGCGAUAUGAUUAUGACAACAGAAUGCCGCUAGGGCGCCCAUUUCCCAAUCGGGAUAUGGAUUUUUCUUCUGCACCUGGGUCUACUCAACAACAACCAUAUUGGUUGUUGCAAGAGGAAGUGGAAAUGUUGCGCAAGCGCGUAUCUGAGUUGAAAAAGCGUAAUGAGGAACUGCAGGCAACUAAUGAAUUUCUGUUGGAACAAAAUGCACAGCUGCGCAUAAAUGAACAAGCGCCCCUGCGCAGCACCCAGCAAAUGGUGAGCGCUAUACGGACUGUGACCACAGUCCCAGUCAGCUUGGCGGCGGUAGCUGCGGCCGGAACACCCGUGUCGAUAGCUACCGUCUCCAUGGCUCCGAUUCAGAUACCCCCCGUUGUAUCUGGAUCAGGCCCGCCGCCCCUGCCGCAGCCAACUAACUCGCAGCCUUUGGUAUCUUAUCCUAUUGGCAGAUCAACAUCGGCCCAACACUAUAUCCAACCUUUAUGAACAAUGAAAAUGGGAACCUUUCUAAUAGAGAUUUGACUUUAACAAAACAAAGGAUGUAUGAUUUAUAUUUCAAUAGAAACAUAUUAUAAUAUAUAUAUAUUUUUUUUUUCAUUUAAUAACUCACAUUAUUAUGGUAUUAUAUUUAAAACACUUAAGUAAAAUUGUGUGAUUUGUAAUAUUAAUUAAAAUACAUAUUUUUUGACAGCAGCAUAA